GAGCAGACAAGCCAAGACUCACUCACAGAGAGGAAGACAGCUCUGAGACGCGACAGACUUUACGAGCAACUGUCAAAACCUUUGGAACUAUCCACCAGCGAGCGGGGAAAACAUCUCAUCAUGUGCAGAGCACUCGACUCACUGCCUAUCACCUGCUUGGAGAGGGCAAAGGAGCUGAAAGCUUUGUUUGGAAGCUUAUUACAAAAGUCGGAUCACAGCAUCACCAGCCAGUCGAAGAAAAAUGAGAAACAGAGCAGGUUAAAUGAAGACGAGCCUUCGAAAUGGAGGGAGUCCUUUGAGAAGCUGUUGUGCAGUCAAAAUGGACUGUGCCUGUUCAGAGCUUUCCUGGUCUCAGAGUUCAGCGAGGAGAACAUCGCUUUCUACUUGGCUUGCGACGACUACAAGACAACGAAACCUUCAAAACUGGCCACCAAAGCCAAGAAAAUUUACGACGAGUUCAUCGGCUGUGAUGCACCACGAGAGGUGAAUCUUGACCACCUGACCAAAGCCAUCACCAAGGAGAACAUGGAUCAUCCAAGGCAGUCCUGUUUUGAGCUGGCCCAAGAGAAAAUCUACACCCUGAUGGAGAAAGACUGCUACCCUCGCUUCCUCAAGUCCUCCAUAUACCUGGAGGCCAGCAGGAAGGCCAAGACCAGCUAAAAAGCUUCACCGACAACUGUCCUGCCAGCAGCAGAGACGGUGUGAUCGCUCCUAAAAAAAGAGACAUAAGCUUUACUGACGCACAGACUGACAUUGGAAAGGUUCGCACGGAACAAAUACCUCAGACCAAGAAGUUUUGGUGUCAGGCUGCGGGGUUAUUCUGGAGACCGGAGGUUGCGGACAGCUUUGGGGUCCCGGAUGGAUCCUGAAGGACACGUGAAGCUGUGACUGAGACAGACGGAGCUGCCGGCGAUGUCUGUCCCUGAAGAGACACCUGUACUGUACAUACAGGGCUGCACCAACAGCAGCCAUAGUGGCAUCAAUUAUAAAACAGAGAUAUGAAUGAGUUGCUUUCACACAACAAAACUACCACUGGGAGAGCCUCUGUAGCACUCGUGUUUAUUUAUUCAUUAUUUAUUUAAAGUUAUUUUAUUUGGAUCUUUUCGUAUGUGUUUAUUAUGCUGUGCAACCGGUUGGUGAACCUGAUGUGUACCUAAUGUUUCUUUUUAAUCUGAAGUACUGUAUGUAAAAAAAAAAAAAAAUCAUAAUAAUAAAUGAAACAUCACCAAUUGCCAGAGA
Messenger RNA from Acanthopagrus latus (yellowfin seabream), 1239 nucleotides. It is a transcript of the gene rgs5b, whose product is annotated as regulator of G protein signaling 5b. Bases 121 to 660 code for a protein of 179 amino acids. The transcript is spliced from 5 exons. NCBI's taxonomy places the organism in Eukaryota, Metazoa, Chordata, Actinopteri, Spariformes, Sparidae. The record is from RefSeq and is a predicted model, not a curated record.